AUGUUUUCUAGAUUGUUAAAUAGAGGAAACGGUGGUGUAAAUAAAAAUAUAACAUCAGGACUAUUAUUAAGGAGAACAACAACAACAACAACAAGAUUAUCAUAUAUUAAUAAUAGUCCUACCUUAUCAAUUAGAUCAUUUUGUUCAAAAUCAACAACAAUAACAUCAGAUGAAAAGUUAGAUUUAUCAGGUUAUACAACAGAUAGAAUUAGAAAUUUUUCAAUUAUAGCGCAUAUUGAUCAUGGUAAAACAACAUUAAGUACAAAGUUAUUAUCAUUGACAGGUACAUUACCAAAGAGUAUAUAUGGUAGUGGUGAAGAUAGUUUGGUUCAAAAAGAAAAGAGUGAAGAAAGAAGAGAACAAUAUCUUGAUAAAUUACAAGUCGAAAAAGAGAGAGGUAUAACAGUGAAGGCUCAAACAUGUACAAUGAAAUAUCGUAAUAAAGAAGAUGGCAAAGAUUAUCUAUUGAAUCUUAUCGAUACACCAGGUCAUGUUGAUUUUUCCUAUGAAGUUAGUAGAAGUUUAAUGGCAUGUCAAGGCGCGCUAUUGGUGGUUGAUGCAGUUCAAGGCGUGCAAGCUCAAACAAUGGCAAACUAUUAUUUAGCCUUGGAUUCAGGGUUAGAAGUUAUUCCAGUUAUAAAUAAAAUAGAUUUACCAACUGCCGAUGUAGAAAGAGUGAAACAAGAAUUGAAAGAUGCUUUUGGAUUUCAUCCAGAUGAUGCAGUGUUGGUAUCGGCUAAAACUGGUGUUGGUAUCACUGAUAUCCUUCCAGCGGUAAUCGAUCGUAUCCCACCACCUCAAGAACCAACUAAAUCACCCAAAGUACCCUUCAAAGCAUUGUUAUUCGAUUCAUGGUUCGAUAGAUUCAGAGGAGUGAUUUGUUUAAUUAAAGUUGUGGAUGGUAAAGUGAAAAAGGGUGAUUCGAUAGUAUCAGCUGGUAAUAAACAAACCUAUGAAGUAUUCGAUGUUGGUAUUAUGCAUCCUGAACAAAGACCAGCUCCUUCACUAUUCACAGGUCAAGUAGGUUAUAUAACACCAGGUAUGAAAACUAGUAAAGAGGCAAGAGUUGGUGAUACUUUCUACAUGAAAGACUUCCCUGUGGAACCAUUACCAGGUUUUCAACCUGCCAAACAAAUGGUGUUUGCUGGUAUUUAUCCAGUGGAUUCUUUGGAUUACACUCAGUUGAGAGAAUCAUUUGAAAAGUUAAUGUUAACCGACUCGAGUAUAUCAAUGACCAAUGAAACUUCAGUUGCAUUGGGUAUGGGUUUUAGAUGUGGUUUCCUUGGCUUACUUCAUAUGGAUGUGGUUUUACAACGUCUAGAGCAAGAGUAUGGUCAAGUGGUUAUUGCAACACCACCAACCGUACCAUAUAGAUGUUUAUUAACCGAUGGUAAGGAGAUAUUGAUUUCAAACCCUGCUGGGUACCCUUCUGCUGAACAUUUAUCAAAAACUUUUGAACCAAUGGUAACUGGUCAUGUUACAUUACCAACUGAAUAUUUUGGUGCUGUCGUUAAACUUUGUAUGGAUAGUAGAGGUAUUUUAACCAAUCAAGAAACAUUGGAAGGUAAUCGUACCAGAAUCACAUUCAAUUUCCCUUUGGGUGAAAUCGUUACCGAUUUCUAUGACAAUCUCAAAAGAAUUAGCUCAGGUUAUGCUUCUUUGGAUUAUGAAGACAAUGGUUAUCAAGAAUCUGAUGUUGCAAAAGUUAGAGUACUAUUAAAUGGUGAGGAAGUCGAUUCCCUAUCAGCAAUCGUACAUAAAUCAAAUGCUCAAAGAUAUUCUCGUUCUUUGGUUAAACGUUUAAGAAAAGUUAUCGAUCGUCAAAUGUUUCAAGUUAAUAUUCAAGCUAUGGUCGGUAGUGAUGUUCAAGCUCGUGAAACUAUCUCUGCCAUGAGAAAAGAUGUAACUGCAAAAUGUUAUGGUGGUGAUAUUACUCGUCGUAGAAAGUUAUUGGAUAAACAAAAAGAAGGUAAAAAGAGAAUGAAACAAAUGGGUUGUGUUGAACUUAGUCAAGAAGGUUUCCUUAAACUUAUGAAAUCAACAAAUGAUGAUGAUUAA
Molecule: messenger RNA, 2058 nt
Organism: Dictyostelium discoideum AX4
Lineage: Eukaryota; Evosea; Eumycetozoa; Dictyosteliales; Dictyosteliaceae
Gene: guf1
Product: GTP-binding protein
Exons: 1
Coding region: 1-2058 (685 amino acids)
Biological process (GO): positive regulation of translation
Cellular component (GO): mitochondrial inner membrane; mitochondrial matrix
Molecular function (GO): ribosome binding; GTP binding; GTPase activity
Source: RefSeq, a predicted model, not a curated record